AUGGUCACUUAUCUUCCCAUCUCGUCGCCUUUCAUCCGCUUCGCGGGUCGCUAUGUCGAUGAAGCCUUGGGCGUCGCGGCGGGAUACAAUUUCUUCAUCUUUGAGGCCGCCCUGGUCCCUUUCGAAGUCGUCGCCGUCAGUCUGAUUGUCAGAUAUUGGACGGACGUGAUCCCCGUGGCGGCCAUGAACGUAAUUGUCCUGGUGCUCUAUGGUGCGCUCAACCUGUUUGCCGUCAAGUGGUACGGUGAAGCGGAGUUCUGGCUCUCGCUAGGUAAAGUGCUGCUGAGUAUCGGGCUGAUCCUGUAUACGUUCGUCGUCAUGCUGGGUGGGAAUCCACUCGGUGAUCGCUUUGGCUUUAGAUAUUGGAACGAGCCUGGCGCAUUCAAUGAGUACUACAAGACCGGCGAUACAGGUCGCUGGCUGGGUGUGCUGGCCGCCGUUAUCACAGCCAGUUUCACCAUCGCAGGCCCGGACUAUGUCUCCAUGGCGGCGGGUGAGACCAUCAAUCCACGCAGGGUGCUGCCCCGAGCCUUCAACGGCGUGUUCUAUCGUUUGACGGCGUUUUUCGUGCUGGGCGUCCUCUGCGUGGGAAUUCUAGUCCCAUAUAACGACAAGACCAUGGCCGAUGCCUUCGACAAUGAUAAGCCCGGGGCGGCAGCUUCGCCCUAUGUGAUCUCGAUGGAUCGUCUGAACAUCCCUAUCCUGCCACAUAUUGUGAAUGCCGUCGUUCUCACGGCCUCCUUCAGCGCUGGCAACAGUUACAUGUACUGUGCCAGUCGCAGUCUGUACGGUCUCGCCCUCGAAGGCAAAGCCCCCAAGCUCUUGACCGUAUGUACCAGCCGCGGCGUGCCAGUCUACUGCGUCAUCAUCGUCCUCGCCUUCGCAUUGCUCAGUUUCUUGCAAGUCUCCAACGGUGCAGCUGUCGUGUUGAACUGGUUUGUCAACUUGGUCACCGCGUCCCAACUGAUCAAUUUCUCGGUCGUGACGUUCACCUUCAUUCGCUGGAAGAAGGCUCUCGACGCCCAAGGCAUCUCUCGAGACACCCUGCCCUACCGAAGCUGGUUCCAGCCGUACAUUGCUUGGAUCGCCUUUACCUGCACCACCGUUAUGGCAUUCGUCGGUGGCUAUACCGUCUUUUUGCCUGGCAAUUGGUCUGUCCCGACAUUCCUGUUUUCUUACACGAUGAUCGGACUCUUCCCAGUCAUGUAUUUUAGCUGGAAGUUCGUCCACAAGACGAAAUUAUUGAAGUCCGAGGAGGUCGAUUUGGUCUCGGGUGUUGUCGAGAUCGAGGAGUAUACGAGGGAUUUCGUUACUCCACCACCGAAGUAA
This is a messenger RNA of Penicillium olsonii, 1329 nucleotides long. The record is from the annotation of a GenBank genome assembly. Lineage: Eukaryota; Fungi; Ascomycota; Eurotiomycetes; Eurotiales; Aspergillaceae.